Molecule: messenger RNA, 1232 nt
Organism: Boleophthalmus pectinirostris (great blue-spotted mudskipper)
Lineage: Eukaryota; Metazoa; Chordata; Actinopteri; Gobiiformes; Gobiidae
Gene: isl1a
Product: ISL LIM homeobox 1a
Exons: 6
Coding region: 1-1050 (349 amino acids)
Biological process (GO): axonogenesis; neuron fate specification; positive regulation of transcription by RNA polymerase II
Cellular component (GO): nucleus
Molecular function (GO): cis-regulatory region sequence-specific DNA binding; DNA-binding transcription factor activity, RNA polymerase II-specific
Source: RefSeq, a predicted model, not a curated record
AUGGGAGACAUGGGGGACCCGCCGAAAAAGAAGCGGCUCGUCUCGCUGUGCGUGGGCUGCGGGAACCAGAUCCACGACCAGUACAUCCUGCGCGUGUCCCCAGACCUGGAGUGGCACGCGGCUUGUCUCAAGUGCGCGGAGUGCAGCCAGUACCUGGACGAGUCGUGCACGUGCUUUGUGCGGGACGGAAAGACCUACUGUAAACGGGACUAUAUCAGGCUGUACGGAGUCAAAUGUGCCAAGUGCAACAUCGGCUUCAGUAAGAACGACUUCGUGAUGCGCGCACGAGCGCAGGUCUACCACAUCGAGUGUUUCCGGUGCGUCGCGUGCAGUCGCCAGCUCAUCCCCGGGGAUGAGUUCGCUUUGCGUGAGGACGGACUGUUCUGCCGCGCGGACCAUGAUGUGGUGGAGCGCGCGACCUUGGGCCCCGGGGACCCCCUGAGUCCGCUGCACCCCGCUAGACCACUGCAGAUGGCAGCGGAGCCAGUGUCGGCGCGUCAGCCUGCGCUCCGACCUCACGUGCACAAACAGCCGGAGAAGACCACACGAGUGCGCACGGUGCUCAAUGAGAAGCAGCUCCACACCCUGCGCACGUGCUACAACGCCAACCCCCGACCCGACGCCCUCAUGAAGGAGCAGCUGGUGGAGAUGACCGGCCUCAGCCCCAGGGUCAUCCGCGUGUGGUUCCAGAACAAACGCUGCAAAGACAAGAAGAGAAGCAUCCUCAUGAAGCAGCUACAGCAGCAGCAGCCCAACGACAAGACGAACAUCCAGGGUAUGACGGGGACUCCUAUGGUGGCGGCCAGCCCGGAGCGCCACGACGGAGGUCUGCAGGCCAACCCUGUGGAGGUGCAGACGUACCAGCCCCCCUGGAAGGUCCUCAGUGAGUUCGCCCUGCAGAGCGAGCUGGAGCAGCCCGCCUUCCAGCAACUGGUCAGCUUCUCGGAGGGAGGCCCCGGUUCCAACUCGACGGGCAGCGAGGUGGCGUCCAUGUCGUCGCAGCUGCCGGACACGCCCAACAGCAUGGUGUCCAGCCCCAUAGAGGCCUGAGCGGACACGUGCACGCGCGGUGACCACCUCAUGGCCUGAGCGGACACGUGCACGCGCGGUGACCACGUCAUGGCCUGAGCGGACAAGCGCAGCGCGUGGCCGUACACUGUGAAGACAAUCAAGGAUUAUUCCUGACGUCAUACCGACGGAGCCUCACGCGCGUUGCCGCAGAGACUCGGGAC